CGCCCCCUCCUGGCUGAGGCGCCGGCAGCUCCCGCUAUGGCUGCGCUGCGGAGGCUCCUGUGGCCGCCGCCUCGGCUGCCGCCUCCGUGCUCGCCUCACCAUCCUGCCCCUGGGCCGUGGGGGCGGCCUGCGGGGACAGCCCCGGGCCCUCCGGGCCGGCCCUUCUCCUGCCGGGAGGAGGACGAGGGGGCUGUGGCGGAGGCGGCUUGGAGGCGGCGGCGGCGCUGGCGGGAGCUAAGCUUCGCGGCCGCGGCCGGCGGGGGUCUGGUCGGCCUGGUGUGCUACCAGCUGUACGGGGACCCCAGGGCCGACUCCGCGCGGGCGGCGGGCGCCUGGCUCCCCUCGGAGAGCGCGGCUGCCGAGCCAGAGGACCCGCCCGGCGGCGGGGGGCUACUUCCCAUCCCGGUCGCCGCUGCCAAGGAGACGGUUGCUGUUGGCAGAACAGAAGUCGAAGACCUGGACCUCUAUGCUACAUCUCGGGAAAGGCGAUUUCGUUUGUUUGCUUCUAUAGAAUGUGAAGGGCAGUUGUUCAUGACUCCCUAUGAUUUUAUUUUGGCUGUUACAACAGAUGAGCCCAAAAUUGCUAAAACAUGGAAGUCACUUUCCAAGCAGGAAUUAAAUCAAAUGCUAUCAGAAACACCACCAGUUUGGAAAGGAUCAUCAAAGCUUUUUCGAAAUCUUAAAGAAAAAGGUGUGAUUUCUUACACAGAGUAUCUUUUUCUUUUAUGUAUUUUAACAAAGCCACAUGCAGGUUUCAGAAUAGCUUUCAACAUGUUUGACACAGAUGGCAAUGAGAUGGUGGAUAAAAAGGAGUUUUUGGUGCUUCAAGAAAUAUUCAGGAAAAAAAAUGAAAAGAGAGAAACUAAAGGAGAUGAAGAAAAGCGUGCAAUGCUGCGUCUUCAACUUUAUGGAUACCAUUCUCCUACUAAUAGUGUACUUAAAUCAGAUGCUGAGGAACUCGUCUCCAGAAGCUACUGGGAUACACUAAGACGUAACACAAGCCAAGCACUCUUCUCAGACCUCGCAGAGCGUGCUGAUGACAUUACAAACUUAGUAACAGAUACUACACUUCUUGUACACUUUUUUGGGAAGAAAGGAAAAGCUGAACUCAACUUUGAAGAUUUUUAUAGGUUCAUGGAUAACCUCCAAACAGAAGUUUUAGAAAUAGAAUUCCUUUCCUACUCUAAUGGGAUGAAUACUAUCAGUGAAGAAGACUUUGCUCAUAUUCUUUUACGAUAUACAAAUGUGGAAAAUACAUCAGUAUUUUUGGAAAAUGUGCGUUACAGUAUACCUGAAGAAAAGGGCAUUACAUUUGAUGAAUUCAGGUCAUUUUUCCAGUUUUUGAACAACCUAGAAGACUUUGCGAUAGCUUUAAAUAUGUAUAAUUUUGCAAGUCGUUCUAUAGGACAAGAUGAAUUUAAGCGUGCUGUCUACGUAGCCACUGGCCUCAAACUUUCACCACAUUUAGUGAACACAGUCUUCAAGAUUUUUGAUGUUGACAAAGAUGAUCAGUUAAGCUAUAAAGAAUUUAUUGGAAUUAUGAAAGACAGACUCCAUAGAGGAUUCCGGGGUUAUAAAACAGUUCAGAAGUAUCCCACUUUCAAAUCCUGUCUGAAGAAGGAACUUCAUAGUAGAUAAGUACUGCUAAAGCAGAGUUUAAAGGAUUAUUAUCUACUUGAAAAUCCAAGAAGCAAACAUUUCAGAGGGCAGAAGCAAGACUGAAAUCAGAACUCGUAGAAAUGAAGGAAAAGGUGAAACGCUAAUUAUAAUUUUUUCUUGAACUGAAUUCUUGAACGUAAGACAGAUAAGAUACAUCUUCUUACUAAUUACAGAUGUUGCGUGUUAUGUUGAGCUUUUGUGUUAUUUACUGAACUCUGCACUUUUUCAUUCCCUUCAGAAGUGUAUAGAUUCUUCCAGUGACUAUAUAAGAAUGUCUUUUAAAUGUUUUUUUUAAUUUAUUAGAAAUUUGUCUCAUUUUUGAAUAAUGUAUGACUCCUGGAAUCUAAAUAACUUAAAAAUGAACAGCAACAUAUUCCCUUUGGUUUUGGACUGUGAACUUAUUUUCAGAAAGUGAAUAUUCCUUGAGAUUUAUCUUAGGGCCCUUAGAAUCGUUAAUAGAUCUCUGUUACUUACCAGGUUUUUAAUUACACUGAAAUCAUUUUGAAACACAAGUAGAAAUUAAGCUACUGUACAAUAUGAUGGUUUACAUUGUACUUUUAACUUUUAAAAGUACUUAAUUAGCAUUAUUGUUUGAAUCAUAUAAAGUUUUUUUUUUAAGUUUUUGUUCAUUUACCAAGGUCAACAGAAUAUCUGGUAUUCUUUUAUGUGUACAGUAAAGAAAUUUAAAAUGUAGAUCUUUCUUUCUCAAAAAAAGUCAUACAUUGAUGGUGGAAACAGUGGUAGUUUUUGUAGCAGUAGUCACUGUUAUUGCCAUUAUUGUUUUAAACAUGGUGCAGCUCUGACAGCAGAUGGGUACAUGUUAAUAACACUAAUAAAAUUAGUAUCUUAUGGCACUGUAACUUAUUGCAUAUUAUUAUUAUAUGUCUGUAGUAUCAAAAUGAAUACUAUAAAGACUAAUAUAAAAUGGUUUAGAAGACUGAUGUAUAUAUUAGGUAGAAGUUAAUGUUUUGUUUCUUGUGAAAGGACCACAUGGACUAGUGAGCCCAACAGGCAGUAAUGAUGAAUAAUUUAAAUAUAAUUCAUUAUUUUAAAAUGUCUUUAAAAAGAAAAGAAAAACAACAAAAUUCAAUAUUCACAUGGGGAAAAUAACUCAAUACUAUUUAUUGGAAAUCUUUUCAAUUUAAAGAGUGUAGUUUAUAAAAGGAUACUAUACAAAAAUAGAACAGUGGAUUUAAUUUAUAUACUGUAUGUGGAAGAUAGUUAAUUUAUCUUCUUGGAUGUAUUAAAUAUAAAUUGCACACACUCCAACUAUUACCUUGCUUUGCACAGGAAAAUAAAUACUGACUUUGGUUUUAUAAGUUAUUAAAUGUGAAAUUGAUCGUUCUGCAUCAGCCUAUUUGUAAAAGUAUUAUUAUUUCCAAGAAAAUGCUGUUAGCAUUGACAGUACAUUUGGUAGACUUUUUACAUUCUUUAUCUGACUUAUUUAUUAUAUUGAUAUAGAAAUAUAUGACUCGUAAGUUUUAGGAUUUCAUAUAGUAUAAUUUAAUUUCACCUGCUUUGAAGGUUGUGAUUGGCUAAGUGAAAAUACCUUCUCAUUUAACAUGCCCAGCUUCAUUUUACCUUCAUUGAAUGUCUUCAAUAUUAUUUACUAUCUAAAAUAAUGGAAAAAUAAUGCAAAAUAUGCAAAGAAUUUAUGGAACUAAUGGAAAAGUAUAAUAAUGGAAAUAAUGCAACUUAUUUUUAUCUUAUAACCUAAGUUACCUUGCAUACAUGGAAAAAUUGAUAUUUAGAACAGUCCUAUCAAUAAAGAUUAAAACUGAAUUAGCUCAUUAAGAUUAUUAAUGAUUAUUAAUAAUUCUGCCAUUCUCCCAAGGAAUACUACCUAUGCAAACUUUACUCAUUAUUGCUUAUCACAAUGAUAUUCAUCUAAAACUGCAGCAUAAUAUUAUACUGCAAAUAAAUAAAGUAUUCUGAUCAAUUGAAAUGGGAAAGAGUAGUAAACUAUGGUGAUUUUCCAUGUUAUCACUCUUGAACUUUAUCAUCUAUAAAAUGGAAGGUAAAAAUAUCUCACUGGACUGUUUACAUCAAUUUAAGAAAUUUUAAAUGCUUUGAAAAUAGUACUAUACUAAAUACAUGUAUGCAGUUCUCAGUAUCUUCUACAAAUUAUUCUUUGGAAAGAUGAAGCUAUUCAUAAAAUUUUAGUAUCAUACUGUUUACAGGAGACUAUAUGAUAAAAGGUUUAUGGUCUUCUAAAAAUCAUUUCAUACUAAGAAUUUCAUUUAACUUAAGUUGUAGUCUGUUGUUCUUAUUAUAAAAAAUAACUGUAAAGUGACCUGUCUUACAUUCUUAUGUUAUCAUAAAAUAAAUAUACUUGCUCUCAAAUCAGAAAUGUA
Messenger RNA from Capra hircus (goat), 4013 nucleotides. It is a transcript of the gene MICU3, whose product is annotated as mitochondrial calcium uptake family member 3. The coding region runs from base 37 to 1638 and encodes 533 amino acids. The transcript has 15 exons. Lineage: Eukaryota; Metazoa; Chordata; Mammalia; Artiodactyla; Bovidae. Gene Ontology annotation, biological process: mitochondrial calcium ion homeostasis; calcium import into the mitochondrion. The record is from RefSeq and is a predicted model, not a curated record. Gene Ontology annotation, molecular function: calcium ion binding. Gene Ontology annotation, cellular component: uniplex complex.